CAGCAUCCUCCUCCUGUCAGGCACGCGCACACACGUACAGCAGCCCCAGAGAACAGGUUACAACCUAGCUUUCCGCACGCGCAUCCUCACAUAAACACACGACAGCAUCAGACUUCAGCAUCUCUCGCCGUCAUUCUCUCCCGUGGACAUUGAUGCAGCUUCCUCAGAGGUCGCAGUAGCGAUUAAUCGAUCCUUGUCCUCCCCUCCUGCAUCCAAACACUCCAUCUACGCUACAAGAUGGCUGAGCUGAAUUUGGGGAAGGGACUGACGGCUGGGAAAGUGGCCAGCAACGUUCAGAAGAAGAUCACCAGAGCUCAGGAGAAGGUUCUACAGAAACUUGGCAAAGCAGAUGAGACCAAAGAUGCUGCCUUUGAGGAGUGGGUUAUCAACUUCAACAAACAAUAUACUGAAGGCUCCAAACUCCAGAGGGAUCUAAGAGCAUACCUGGAGGCAGUUAAAGCCAUGCAUGAGUCCUCCAAGAACGUGCAGGCAUGUCUGGGUGACAUGUAUGACCAGGACUGGUAUGGCAAGGACGAUGUGGAUUCAGUUUUGGAGGACUGUGAUGUGCUUUGGACAGAUUAUCACCAGAAGUUGGUUGAUCACGCUUUAAUCUCCAUGGAUACUUACCUGGGCCAGUUUCCUGAUAUCAAGGCUCGAAUUGCUAAGAGGGACAGGAAGCUGGUAGAUUACGACAGUGCCAGACAUAAUUAUGCUGCUACGCACAAGACCAAGAAAAAAGACGGGGGUAUUAAAAUAACAAAGCCUUCCACCUUGUUGGAACGGGCCACUCCAGGUUGGGCUCAGGGUAUCUUGUCAGCGCACAACCUUGCCCAGAGCAGUCUUUCUAAGAACCAGGCUGAGGAGGAGUUGGAAAAAACCCAGAAAGUGUUUGAGGAAAUAAAUCUUGACUUGCAAGAGGAGUUACCUUCACUCUGGAACAGUCGUGUUGGAUUUUAUGUCAGCACCUUCCAGAGUUUGGCGGGUUUCGAAGAGAAGUUUCACAAAGAAAUGAGUCGGUUGGAUCAGGAUUUAUAUGAUGUUCUGGAAAAAUUGGAGGAAACAGACACAACCAGUGGUAAAGAGGCUUCUAACCACACUCUCAGACCAGGAGGACCCCCUCCAAUCCCCAAAUCUCCAUCCAAGUUAAGACCAGCAGUGCCUCCGCCACCUAAGGUGACCCCAUCGAAGGAGUUAAAAACAGAGAUCAUCAUCAACCUGUUUGACGCUGCAGCAGCUCCCGACAUCAGCGUCACCUCUCCUACAGAAUUCGACAGUCCUGCCCUCAGCAGCUUGCUGGAUAUGGACCUGGAUGUUUUCAAUACAACAACCAAAGUCUCUGCUGUCGCUCAGCCUGCAAACUGGGACUCAUGGCCUGAGGACAGUGAUGCCAGGGAAGGAAAAGCCCAGAAGCACUAUGAUCCUGUUGCAGCUGCUGCAGACGCCUGGGGGGACGAUGGUAGACAACCAGUCCGCUAUGACCCUAUAGCAGCUGCCACAGAGAGCUGGGAGGAUGAUGGAACCCAAGCAGCCCACUACGACUCCAUGGCUGAAGCCCAGGAGGAAUGGGGGGAUGAUGGGAAUCAGCCAGCCCAUUACGACUCUGAUGCUGAAGCCCAGGAGGAGGGCUGGGUCGAUGACACAGAACAACCAGUCAAAGAGGAGCCUGUCAUGGAUGAAACACCAACUGAAGAGGCUCCAGCUGAUGCAGCUGAGGAGGACACCACUCAAGCAGCUUCAGAGCUGGAUUAUGAAGAGGGUCAGGGAGAGUCGCCACCAGCUGCUACGCCUGCACCAGAGGAAGAAGCAGUGACAGAGGAGGUGAACGAAGUGGCAGCAGCAGAACCAUCAGAGGUACCAGAGCCUGCAAAUGUGCCCCCAGGCUUCCUGUUCAAGGUUGAGGUGAUGCAUGAUUAUGCCGCCAAUGACACAGAUGAACUAGAGAUGAAGACUGGCGAUGUGGUGCUAGUGGUCACCUUUGAUAACCCUGACGAACAGGACGAUGGAUGGCUGAUGGGAUUCAAGCAGAAUGACUGGGAACAAAACAAGGAGAAUGCCACAAAAGGAGUAUUUCCUGAAAACUUCACCCAGAGGCUGUGAAAGAAGGAUGCCCUUCUUUUUUUAUUUCUCUAUUCCUAUUGCCUAAAUCACCUUUCCCUCUAUUCAACCCAAUAUUGUCUCUUGACAAGGACUUUGGCCAUAUAAGCAGAGCUGUCACAGCCCUGGUUGAAAUCAUGCAUUUCUAAGGUCUGCCACACUGUGGAUCUUGGCAUUUCUUUGUACGUCUGCAAACAUUUCUAAAUGAAA
Messenger RNA from Nematolebias whitei (Rio pearlfish), 2304 nucleotides. RefSeq names its product myc box-dependent-interacting protein 1 (gene bin1a). NCBI's taxonomy places the organism in Eukaryota, Metazoa, Chordata, Actinopteri, Cyprinodontiformes, Rivulidae. Gene Ontology annotation, cellular component: synaptic vesicle; plasma membrane; cytoplasm. The coding region runs from base 238 to 2097 and encodes 619 amino acids. Gene Ontology annotation, molecular function: tau protein binding; phospholipid binding. The record is from RefSeq and is a predicted model, not a curated record. The transcript is spliced from 19 exons.